Molecule: messenger RNA, 969 nt
Organism: Aegilops tauschii subsp. strangulata
Lineage: Eukaryota; Viridiplantae; Streptophyta; Magnoliopsida; Poales; Poaceae
Product: short-chain dehydrogenase TIC 32 B, chloroplastic-like
Source: RefSeq, a predicted model, not a curated record
AUGGGUCUCCUGUCGCUCAUCACCGGCAGGCCGGGCGCCAGCGGGUUCGGGUCGGCCUCCACGGCGGAGCAGGUCACCGACGGCGUCGACGCCUCAAACCUCACCGUCGUCAUCACAGGAGGGCCUAGUGGCAUCGGCCUGGAGACGUCGAGGGUCUUGGCCCUGAGGGGAGCCCAUGUCAUCAUCGCGGCGAGGAACACGGAGGCCGCGUCGGAGGCGAAGAAGAGCAUAACGGAGGCGAACCCUGCCGCCCGCGUCGACGUUCUGAAGCUCGACCUCAGCUCCCUCAAGUCCGUCAGGGCCUUCGCCGACCAGUUCAACUCCAUGAACCUCCCUCUCAACAUCCUGAUAAACAAUGCAGGUGUGAUGUUCUGUCCCUUCCAGCUAUCCGAGGAUGGCGUCGAGAUGCAGUUCGCCACCAAUCACCUAGGUCACUUUCUGCUGACCAACCUGCUGCUUGACAACAUGAAAGCCACUGCUGAGUCUACGGGUAUCGAGGGCCGCAUCGUGAACCUGUCAUCGAUCGCCCACGAACAUACCUAUCCGAAGGGGAUUCAGUUCGAUACACUCAAUGACAAGAAAACAUUCGAUAGAAGGUCGGCCUAUGGACAAUCCAAGCUUGCAAACAUACUGCACGCUAAAGAGCUCUCCAGACGGCUCAAGGAGGAAGGAGCUAACAUCACGGUUAAUUCCCUUCAUCCUGGAGUAAUCAUGACCAAUUUGAUGAGGCACUCCUAUGCUGUCAUGAAGGCAAUUCAAGUUGCCACUUGCUUGAUCUGGAAGAAUGUACCCCAGGGAGCAGCAACCACCUGCUAUGUAGGGCUCAGCCAUCAGUUGAAGGGAGUUACAGGCAAAUACUUUGCUGACUGCAACGAGGAGAGGACGAGCAAAUUGGCAGAGAGCGACGUCUUGGCGAAGCAACUCUGGGAAUUCAGCGAAGAGCUGGUCAAGUCUGCGAGUCAGACCUGA